Molecule: messenger RNA, 1966 nt
Organism: Labrus bergylta (ballan wrasse)
Lineage: Eukaryota; Metazoa; Chordata; Actinopteri; Labriformes; Labridae
Source: RefSeq, a predicted model, not a curated record
ACUCUUAUAAGUUUUUUCUACACGGCGUCUUCUGAAGUCACAAACAUCCCAGAGUUUGUGUCUGUUGGGAUGGUUGAUGAUUUUCAGGUAGAUUACUACGACAGUAAGAUGAGGAGGGACGUACCCAAACAGGACUGGAUGAAGAAAGUCACAGAAGACGAAGCUGACUACUGGGAGUGGGAGACUGAGAUCUCUGUGGGUAAACAGCAGCUCUUCAAAGCCAGCCUUGACACUUUAAAGCGGCGCUUCAACCAAACUGGAGGUGUUCACAUUUACCAGAGGAUGUACGGCUGUGAGUGGGAUGAUGAGACUGGAGAUGUUAAUGGUUUUGAUCAGUUUGGUUAUGAUGGAGAAGACUUCAUAGCUCUGGACACGAAGACAUGGACGUGGGUCGCUCCACAACAACAGGCUGUCGUCACCAAAGAGAAGUGGAAUAAAGACAAAGCUGAUUUAGAGUAUCUUAAGAACUACUUCAACAAGGAGUGCGUUGACUGGCUGAAGAAGUUUGUGAACUAUGGGAGGAGCUCUCUGAUGAGAACAGACCUCCCCACAGUGUCUCUCCUCCAGAAGACUCCCUCCUCUCGGGUCACCUGCCACGCUACAGGUUUCUACCCCAACAGAGCCAUGAUGUUCUGGAGGAAAGAUGGAGAGGAGCUUCACGAGGACGUGGACAAGGGAGAGAUCCUCCCCAACCACGACGGCUCCUUCCAGAUCAGCGCUGACCUUCAACUGCCCUCUGAUGACUGGGGGAAGUACGACUGUGUGUUUCAGCUCUCUGGUGUGAAGGAGGACAUCGUCACCAAACUGGACAAACGAGAGAUCAAGACCAACUACGUGAAUCCCAUCUACAUGAUCUUUGUCAUCAUCGCUGUUGUUCUCCUUGUAACCAUCGUCUGUGCGGCUGGAUUCUGCCUGUAUAAGAAGAGAAAUGCCAAACGCCCUCCAUUCCCGGUAAACGACCCGGCUGUGCAACAAAUGAUGCUUCCAAAUCAAAAUGCCUAAAAGACAAAGAGAGGACCCUGAACCCAGUUUACGGGUACGUUCUGCACUGAAACAAGGAGCAGACCGACACGCUCUCCUCAGAAUUCAUUGGCUCUCAUCGUAUCAGACAUGAAGUGAUCAGAGUUGGGAAUUUAAAUUUAAAUCUUUGAAAUACAAAGAAAACAAGUUUGAAAAAGAGAUGACAAAUGCUUUACAAAUCUUCUUUAGGGUUGUUUGGUGACGUUAGUUUCAAAUAUAAAAAGCUUUUCCGCUGAUAAAAGACGCUUAAAUAAAUUUAAAUGAAAUCUUGAUGAUUUAUUUUUCAUCACCUGGAGAGAAGAGAAUCAGAAGAUGAAUCUAUGACGGCAUCACGCCGCUCUUCAUGUGUUGAAAGAUUUGUGUGUUGAUCUAAAAUCCAUCAUAGUUGGAUUUUUAUACUUCUGGUGUUCGGAGCUUUGUGCUAAAACAAAUGUUGGUGAUAAAUAUGUUAAUAAAGACACACACACACACACACACACACACACACACACACACACACACACACACCUCAGAUAAACCUCCCAGUAACUGAUCCAUACUCAUAGUGUCCGACAUCAUGAUGAUGUGUGGCUGUAAAAUACAGAAACAUCAACCAGAGGAUGUUUUAUUGAAGAUUGUGAGAAAGCCCUGCUGUUGGUCUCUUGUUGUGUUCGACCACUCGGAGAAAAGAAACACAAUUGAGCGUUGAGAAUUUGGCCCCCUGAGCGUCUUUAAGUGUCGAUGAAGAUGUUUUUCUUUUUAUUAUCUAAUGAUGAACUGAGCUCCAGUUUUCUCAUGAUUUAUUUGAUACAGGUUUUUGUCAAAGUACUCCAUCUUUAAAGUAUAACUAAAUCCAACAUGUAGAAAACAUAGCAGUAACAUACACCAUGAUAUGUUGUAUCAGUGAUGCCAGGCCCUUUGCACACACACACACACACACACACACACACACACACACACACACACA